GUCAGGCGCGCUCUUUGCGUCAUCAGCGCACGCCUCCAGAAUGAAAAAUAGGUCUGCUUACAGAAGGCAUGGCCGCUACCGGGGCGGUGGCGGUGUUAUCGUCGGCUUUGAAGGUAGACACUGUCCCAGUCCCUGAAACUGCAGGAACAGCCGCAGGAAUGGCUGCGACCUCUUCAGCUACGGCUGCAGCGGCGGCAGUUGCGGCCGCGGCCAGGACCGGAUCCGAAGCUAGGGUCUCCAAGGCCGCUUUAGCUACUAAGCUGCUGUCCCUGAGCGGCGUGUUCGCCGUGCACAAGCCCAAAGGGCCCACUUCAGCCGAGCUGUUGAAUCGGUUGAAGGAAAAACUGCUGGCAGAAGCUGGAAUGCCUUCUCCAGAAUGGACCAAGAGGAAAAAGCAGACUUUGAAAAUUGGGCAUGGAGGGACCCUAGACAGUGCCGCCCGAGGAGUUCUGGUGGUUGGAAUUGGAAGGGGAACAAAAAUGUUGACCAGUAUGUUGUCAGGGUCCAAGAGGUAUAUUGCCAUUGGAGAGCUGGGGAAAGCUACUGACACGCUAGAUUCCACAGGGAAGGUGACAGAAGAAAAGCCCUAUGAUAAAAUAACACAAGAAGAUAUUGAAGGCAUUCUACAGAAAUUUACUGGGAAUAUAAUGCAAGUACCUCCCCUCUAUUCUGCAUUAAAGAAAGAUGGCCAAAGACUUUCAACCUUGAUGAAGAGAGGGGAAGUUGUAGAAGCAAAGCCUGCCAGGCCAGUUACUGUGUACAGCAUCUCCCUUCAGAAAUUCCAGCCACCAUUUUUCACGUUAGAUGUUGAAUGUGGAGGAGGUUUUUAUAUCAGAAGCUUGGUCAGUGACAUUGGCAAAGAGCUGUCUUCCUGUGCCAAUGUGCUAGAGCUGACGCGGACCAAACAGGGACCUUUCACGCUGGAGGAGCACGCCCUUCCUGAAGACAAGUGGACAAUUGACGACAUCGCUCAGUCUCUGGAGCAUUGCUCAUCUCUCCUCCCAGCAGAGUUGGCACUUAAAAAAUCGAAACCCGAGGAGCCUAAUGAACAGGUUUUGAGUUGUGAAUAUAUAACGCUAAACGAGACAAAGGGAGAAGAUGAUGUAAUUAAGACAUUUUGAGAUUGACCUGGGAAUACCAUUUCCUGUGUGGCAUUUGCAUCCCGAGCGCAGAUGCAGACUGACAAGCUACAUGCAAGGGACGCUUAUUCCUGACUUUAUUUUUUGCAUGGAGGAAAAUGUCCACCGUUUACAGGUUUCUAUAGUGUAUGAUUUGUUUGCUUUGCCUUAUAUAUGGCCUGGUAAUUCAGUUCCUUGCCGUGCUAUGGAAUGUUCUUUUAGGAUAGUUUUCUGUUAAAAUGUGAAUAGGAUUGGGUUCAGGAAAGUUUAACUUUCUGAAUUUGAUGUGUCUUCAGUUUUUUCCUGUGAAAAAGUUGAACAAAUUUUCUAAUCAAAGAAAAAAUACGGGCCAUGUAUUUCAGUUUCACAAAAGUGAAUGUCAUUUAGUGUUAUUUUGACUUUAUUUAGGCUUCCUUGGUGGCUCCAUUUUAUUGAAAUCCAUGAACUUUUUUGAAAUGGCUGCUAUUGAGCUCUUUUCUUGUGUUUUAGAGAGUUUGUUAUUAUUACAAACAUUUCUGUGAUAAAA
Molecule: messenger RNA, 1644 nt
Organism: Otolemur garnettii (small-eared galago)
Lineage: Eukaryota; Metazoa; Chordata; Mammalia; Primates; Galagidae
Gene: TRUB1
Product: TruB pseudouridine synthase family member 1
Exons: 8
Coding region: 69-1121 (350 amino acids)
Biological process (GO): mRNA pseudouridine synthesis; tRNA modification
Cellular component (GO): mitochondrion
Molecular function (GO): RNA binding; pseudouridine synthase activity
Source: RefSeq, a predicted model, not a curated record